Molecule: messenger RNA, 4711 nt
Organism: Folsomia candida
Lineage: Eukaryota; Metazoa; Arthropoda; Collembola; Entomobryomorpha; Isotomidae
Product: probable phospholipid-transporting ATPase IIA
Exons: 25
Coding region: 389-4012 (1207 amino acids)
Biological process (GO): retrograde vesicle-mediated transport, Golgi to endoplasmic reticulum; phospholipid translocation; endocytosis
Cellular component (GO): plasma membrane; trans-Golgi network; endosome
Molecular function (GO): ATPase-coupled intramembrane lipid carrier activity; ATP hydrolysis activity; magnesium ion binding
Source: RefSeq, a predicted model, not a curated record
ACUAUUGACAUUCUACGUAUGUAAAGAAAAAUAAAAUCUAACUGUGAACUGGAUUUGUUAUUCUCCCAAAUUGUCUGUUAUCCAAAUUUAAUUAAAAGUUAAUAAAAAUUAGUAAUUUGCAUCCCGUUAUUCGGCAAUCUUAUCAUCCAUCCAUCCUGGGAAAAGAAGUUUUUGAAGGACUAAAUUUGAGGAGGACCUUGUAUUAAUAAAGAAGAUAACUGAAAAUCAGAGAUAACUACUACUAUAUUGUUUUUACUUGGCGUAAUACCAGGAAUUGAAUAACUUGCGUUGGGAAAGGACACCUCACUCGGAGGAGAAAAGACCAACCAACCAACCAAUCGAUAAAAAAAUUUGCGAUUAGGAGGUGAUAUGGUGUUUAAAUGUUUUAAUGUGGAAAAGACUCAAUGAGAAGCGAGUGUUCUUCGAGGGUAGUUACAAUAAUAUUGACUACGACCUUGUCGCCUCCUCGGAGGAUGAUGAUCACCCACUGAAAGAAAAUAUAAGGCUUUUGCCAAUCUCAAAUCAUCGUUCAUCCAACGGACACGUUCAAAAGGGUUCGAAACCGAUAAAGAACGGGGGCACGACGACGACAUUCCAUUACAGGAACGGAGUGUCUUCGACGACGACCAACAACUAUACCAAACAUCUCGUGGAUUCGGAGGGGGAAGAAUUCAACAGAUUCAGCUACAGCAAUAGCAGCGGACCUAGGAGGAUGUUGCGGAGGGAUAGAGGUCCGAGCAGUGUGGACAAUCCAAACUAUUCCGGUGGGGUUAUAGACAUCGGGCCCCUGGAGACGGAUGGGAACAUGAUGGGCGGAGGGGAAAGGGCAGGCAGCCCGUCGCAUCAUAAUGCCCUCGCGUCGGAUGAAUACAGGAGACGAAGUGAACUCGGGCGGAGGGGCAGAUUGCUGAAUGCAUGUUGCGAAAUCUUGCGAUAUGCUUGCUGCUGCUGUUUCUGGGUGGUCAACUGGAUCAGCAGGGAGAAAGAAUUGAAAGAAAGGGAAAUCACGAUUGGACAACCACUCCCUCAAAAAUUUGCCCCGAAUGUGAUCAAAAAUCAGAAAUACAACAUCAUCACGUUCUUUCCUCUCGUGCUAUUCCAACAAUUCAAGUUUUUUCUCAACCUGUACUUCCUGGUGAUGGCAUGCAGUCAGUUCUUUAAGGAUCUCGUUGUUGGAUAUUGGUACACGUAUUGGGGACCCUUGAUCUUUGUACUGACAAUCACCAUGAUUCGCGAGUUGAUCGAUGACCUUCGAAGGCGACAACGCGAUCAUGAAAUCAACAAUCAAAAAUACACAAAAAUAUUGCAAGGCGAGCAGCAUUACAUUCCCAGCUCUAAAAUCAAGGUCGGGGAUUUAAUAAUGGUGGAAAAAGACCAGAGAGUUCCGGCCGAUAUGGUGCUAUUGAGGACAAGUGACAGGAGUGGAAGGUGUUUCAUUAGGACGGACCAGCUCGAUGGUGAAACGGAUUGGAAACUCCGACUUCCCAUUCUUCAAGAUGUUGAGAGCGAUUCUGAGCUUUUCAAACAAAACGUUACAAUUUAUGCUGAACGACCCCAAAUGGACAUUCAUUCUUUUAUCGGAACUUUGUACAAGAAAGUUGGAGGACCUGAAGGUGAAGAAAACGUUGAAGAAGCCGGGAUCAAUGUCGAUAAUACGGUUUGGGCAAAUACGGUGGUUGCUGCUGGAAGUGCUGUAGGACUAGUUGUGUACACUGGUAAAGAAACUCGCAGUGUUAUGAAUAAUUCAAUUCCUCGAAGCAAAGUGGGCCUGAUUGAUUUGGAGAUCAAUGAUUUGACAAAGAUUUUGUUUGCUGCCGUAAUGGGACUCGCUUUUUUGAUGAUGUGCUUAAGGGGCUGGGAAGGCCCAUGGUUUGUUGUGAUGUUCCGAUUUGUCCUCCUGUUCUCUUACAUUAUUCCAAUCAGUCUCAGGGUAAACAUGGAUAUGGCCAAAUCAUAUUACGCUUACACAAUUCAACGUGAUCCAUCAAUCGCUGGGACAGUUGUUCGAAGUACUACCAUCCCCGAAGAUUUGGGAAGAAUAAGUUAUCUCUUGACUGACAAGACUGGAACAUUGACUCAAAACGAGAUGAUUUUCAAACGCCUCGUCCUCGCUACGAGUCAAAUGUCGGACGUGGACGAUGUCAGUGAAAAAUUGAAACAAGGUCUCCAACCCACCGCUCCGAGUGAAACUCAUCAAAGAAUUAAUGAAAUUGUCCGAAUAACUGAAGCCAUCAAGGCAUUGGCCAUUUGUCACAAUGUUACCCCCGUGUACGACGAAAGCCAAGUCUUGGAAGAUGAAGAGAGUGUUUAUGGAACGGAAGCGGAAGUGACUUAUCAAGCUUCUAGUCCAGAUGAGAUCGCCCUGGUCAAAUAUGCUAAGGCCGUUGGGCUAUCUCUCGCCAAAAGAGACCAGGCAAGCAUGACGUUACGUUCUUCAGAACUCCGAGUCGAGUCGAGGAGUUUAGUCGAGUUGGAGUAUCAAAUACUUCAAGUUUUUCCAUUCACGUCUGAAGCAAAGAGAAUGGGAAUCAUUGUGAUGGAUAAGCGUACUGGGGAAAUUACAUUUUACUUGAAGGGUGCUGAUAUCGCAAUGAAAAGUAUUGUCCGAUUCAAUGAUUGGUUGGAUGAAGCUUGCGACAAUUUGUCAAGAGAAGGACUGCGAACCCUCGUUGUUGCCAAGAAAGUGAUGACCAGAGCAGAGUAUGAAGAAUUUGAAAAACGGUACAAUACAGCCAAAAGCAGCAAAUCGGAUCGAGCCAACCAAACGUACCAGACAAUGUGCGAAAUUGAGAACGAUAUGCAACUCCUUUGCGUCACAGGGGUAGAAGACACUCUUCAAAAGGACGUAAAGAUUACGCUAGAAAUGCUCCGCAACGCUGGAAUUAAGAUUUGGAUGCUGACAGGAGAUAAAUUGGAAACUGCGACCUGUAUCGCAAAAAGUUCAAAAUUAGUGUCAACCCAACAGCAAAUUUACGUCUUUAGAGAAAUAGCAGAUCGAACCCAGGCGUUUAAUGAGCUCAACUCGUUCCGAAGAAAAUCAGAUGCUGCCAUGAUUAUCAGAGGAGAGGCGCUCGACAUUUGUUUGCGCUACUUUGAACGAGAGUUCAUGGAACUUGCUACAACUUGUCCUGUUGUUGUCGUUUGUCGUUGCUCGCCUACGCAAAAGGCCAAAGUUGUCGAGUUAGUGCAGAAACACACGGGAAAAAGGACUGCCGCGUGUGGAGACGGAGGAAAUGAUGUUGCGAUGAUUCAAGCAGCAGACGCUGGUGUCGGAUUAGAAGGCAAAGAAGGUCGACAAGCGUCUCUGGCAGCGGACUUUUCAGUCACCCAGUUCAGCUUCAUAGCUCCAUUGUUACUCAUUCAUGGACGCUAUUCGUACAAGCGAUCGGCUUCACUGGCACAGUUUGUCAUGCAUCGAGGACUAAUCAUUACCGUUAUGCAGGCAGUAUUCUCGUCAAUUUUUUACUUUUCCUCCGUUGCGCUCUACCAAGGCUUCUUAUUGAUAGGAUAUGCAACCGUGUACACGAUGCUCCCCGUGUUCGCCUUGGUUUUAGAUAAGGAUGUCAGGGCUGAAGAUUUGCUCAGGCUGCCCGAGUUGUACGCAGAAUUAGGGAAAGGUCGAUCUCUCACGUUGAAAACUUUCUUUCUCUGGGUUUUGAUCAGUGUAUACCAAGGCGGAAUGCUUAUGUAUGGCGCAUUGAUCUUGUUCCAAGAUGAAUUUAUCCACAUUGUGUCAAUUAGUUUUACAUCUCUAAUAUUGACUGAACUGAUCAUGGUAGCACUUACAAUCAGGACAAUGCACAAAUUGAUGAUAAUGUCUGAAAUCGUGUCAUUUCUCCUCUACAUUUUAUCUCUGGUCGUCUUCCACGAUUACUUUGAUUCUGACUUUAUUUUAUCCUUCAACUACGUAUGGAAAGUCGUUCUGAUAACCGCCUUAUCCUGUGUACCAAUCUAUAUCACAAAGUUUAUCCGAAAUUGGAUAGCUCCACCGAACUAUUCUAAGUUGAGUUAAACCAACCAGUCAAAUCAGUGGAACUUUGUCGCCAACCCCGUAUAUCCGCAUAAUUGUUUUGUAUCGUAACUAUUUUUAAAUGUAUGUAAAACAGACAUGUAAUUAAACGUUAACUUCAUUAUUAUGUUAUAACCAGAUAACCACCUAAAUAACAUGAGCGAAUAUAUAUAUGAUUGAAACAUUGUAUGUAUUAAUAUAUCAUGUCAGAGGUCGACGCCGACAAAUUUUCGGUGACAGUUUUUGAUGAUUUUUCGACGGCGUCGCAGUGUCGAAGGAAUAGGAUAUAAAAUUUAUCGGCGGCGGCGGCGGCGGCGUACGAUCCGCGGCGUCUCGGCGGCGUCGAUCUCUGCAUCAUCUGACAGGUUAAUUGUGUUGAGAGGGCAGGCAAAUUAUUCGUUUUUUUCUCAUGGUAGUGUUUGUGUUGUGUUAAUUUUCUACACUUUCGUUGCACUAUGUACAUAUUUAUAUGAGGUAUUUUUGCGUGGUAUGAAAAAUAUUGGUUGGAGGUUAACAGAAUUAUAAUAAUUUGAUACAAAUAAUAUUUAUGAUGCUGAAUGUACAUACAUACACACUGAAUAACUCGGUUAAGAGCUUCAGGUUGAUAGUAACUUAACUAAAACAUAAUAAUAAUAAUAUAUUGCUGUACCUGCCAAAAUCUCUAAUAGUGUAAUAAAUUAAAUUGUACCCGUCACCAUUUGA